GCUUUUGUGUUUUGUCAGAAUUAAUGAGAAAAGUUCCCUUGCCCUAGGGGUAAUUAGUGUCCUUGGAGUUAAAUAAGCUAAUACUUAGACACCUCUGGCACAAGCAAUUAUGUUUGUGUAUUGAAUAAUUGAUUCAAAGAGGGGGGAAGGGCUGCUAAUCAGAUCUGAGCAUAAUGAAUUGAUUUAAUUAACAGGGGAAUCCUUGGGUCGCUGCAAAGAAGCGUGCGCGGCGCAUUUAUUGCGCAGAGCGAAGCAGGGCGCGCACAGACGCGGGCAGAGAGGCGGCGGGAGUGGGCAAAGCUCGGCACUUUGUCACAUUUGCAAUUGGAUUUGUUUGAAUGUAGUUGUCGUCUCGGAGCAAAUGAGAGCGAGAGGGGACGCGUAUUAACAUCCAGGAGAAGAGAGAGCUCAGCCCUGCUCGGUGUGCGCGCCUUAUCCGCCUCCAGUGCGCACCUCACGGCAUAUUUAGUCGAGAUUUACACCGCCUUUUCAUUUCUUUAUUCGCAUGGAAGUCAUUCAAAGCGGUUUGGGGCUUAUUUAUUCGGGCUGCAGCUCCAGUGUGGAAACGUGCAUCCGGCCACGUCAGUCAGCGUAGUCAGCGUAGCAACAAUUACUGCCAUUAUUACAGAAAGGUGACUCAUUUAAGCGUGAAGAUUUCGCCGUAUCCCGCGCGUUGUAGUACAAGAAAGACGUUCCCAGUGGGAAGCUCCGAGCGGACCGAGCCGCGCAGCCUCCUGGAGCCAAGGACGGAUCGGCCGGGGAAGGACUCCUCGUUCCUCAGGACGAUGGUGCUGGACAAGGAAGAGGGUGUGCCGAUGCUCUCCGUCCAGCCCAAAGGGAAACAGAAGGGGUGCGCUGGCUGCAAUCGCAAGAUUAAAGACCGCUACCUGCUCAAGGCCCUGGACAAAUACUGGCAUGAGGACUGUCUCAAAUGUGCCUGCUGUGACUGCCGCCUUGGGGAGGUGGGCUCCACCCUUUAUACGAAAGCCAACCUCAUCCUGUGUCGCAGGGACUACCUGAGGCUCUUUGGUACUACGGGAAACUGCGCAGCCUGCAGUAAACUGAUCCCAGCCUUUGAGAUGGUGAUGAGAGCCAGAGAUAAUGUUUACCAUUUGGACUGUUUUGCCUGUCAGCUUUGUAACCAGAGGUUUUGCGUGGGCGACAAGUUUUUCCUUAAAAACAACAUGAUUUUGUGUCAAAUGGACUAUGAGGAGGGUCAGCUGAACGGGAGCUUUGAGACCCAAGUCCAAUAGUGGGAAGCUUGUGUCGUGGCAGCAACAAUCAGCUCCACAUGUUCCACACACGAUGGAUGUUCUGCUGCACUUGGAAAAAGACAAGCGUCUGUCUGCUUGCCUGCAAUACUUUUUAAGACCCCUUGAUUUGUUCCUAAGGACUCUAUUGUAAAUGUUCAACUUUUUGCCCCUCCCUCAUCCCAACACUGAGCAGUUACAAAUGUUGAUGUACAGUUGUGCCUGCUUAGCUGAGCACUAUAUUGCUUGUAUGUUUUGUGACAUCGGUUUCAGGUUUGUUUGUUUUUUUCUUUGAGAAAUGGUUCACUGGAGGGUAUGUACAGUCUGUUUUCUCUGUAUAUAUAAACUGGAACAUUUAUUUUAUGAAAUGUAAUGCAAUUUUAUUACUAGUGUGAAUUAAAGAUUCUUAAAUGUU
This is a messenger RNA of Dunckerocampus dactyliophorus (ringed pipefish), 1665 nucleotides long. RefSeq names its product LIM domain only 1 (gene lmo1). The transcript has 4 exons. Gene Ontology annotation, biological process: positive regulation of transcription by RNA polymerase II. NCBI's taxonomy places the organism in Eukaryota, Metazoa, Chordata, Actinopteri, Syngnathiformes, Syngnathidae. The coding region runs from base 786 to 1253 and encodes 155 amino acids. Gene Ontology annotation, cellular component: nucleus. The record is from RefSeq and is a predicted model, not a curated record. Gene Ontology annotation, molecular function: transcription coactivator activity; DNA-binding transcription factor binding.